Molecule: messenger RNA, 1623 nt
Organism: Colletotrichum spaethianum
Lineage: Eukaryota; Fungi; Ascomycota; Sordariomycetes; Glomerellales; Glomerellaceae
Product: nucleoporin GLE1
Exons: 2
Coding region: 1-1623 (540 amino acids)
Biological process (GO): poly(A)+ mRNA export from nucleus; regulation of translational termination; regulation of translational initiation
Cellular component (GO): nuclear pore cytoplasmic filaments; cytoplasm; nuclear pore
Molecular function (GO): translation initiation factor binding; phospholipid binding; inositol hexakisphosphate binding
Source: RefSeq, a predicted model, not a curated record
AUGGCACACUCGUCUCCCUCGCGGAGGAGCCAACAGAACGGUCAGGUCAAGUCAAGUCCUGAACGAGCCUACCUCACAGACUUCCUCGCCGAAAACCGGAACUCGGAGCUGAGCCAUCGCGAUGCCCUUGCCGCGGCCCAGCUCGAGCACGAGCGCGUUCGACUCGCUGCAUUGAGAGUCUAUGAGGUGCAUCAAUUGCAGGAAGAAAAGCAGAGGCUGGAAGCCGAGCAAAGGAGGAUAGCACAAUUGCAACGGGAGGAAGAGGAACGGCUCAAGGCCGAGGCAGCGGUGCGCGCUGAGCAGGAGAGACUCAGGGAACUCAAGGCAAAGCAGAUCCCUCAGCUACCCCCCGAGCCCGAACCCGAACCGCCCAAGCCGGAGCCGAAGAAGUCGCAAGAACCUCAGGUCAAUGGGACGACCGAACAAGUGGCGGCCAAGACGGAGACCGCUGCGCCGGCAAUCUCCAAGUCACAGCAGGCUCCCUUGACAAGUACACCGGCGCCAGCUCUUCAGGCCGCGAAGGCUCCCCUCUCGGUGCCUUCGCCGCCACCGGCAAAAGAACCAUCCGCACCGCCAGCCCAAGCCAACGGAUUCUUGACGAAGCCCGCGGAGCCUGCGCAGCCUAAACCUGUUGCGCAGCCAGUCGCGCCGGCGCCCGCCGCACUGCCAACUGCCGAUCGAUACACCGAGAUACACCAGGCCCUGAAGAAAUUGAGAAAGGAUGUUGAGACCUUGUCAAAACAGCCCGGGUCUCCAUUGAAGGGCAAGUUGGGAGACAUGCGCAGGCAGAUUAGGAAAUCCAUUGGGCAGCUGACAGCUGGCAAGGGCGCAAACGUCACACCCAUCAACACUAUCAAUGGUGCUCUGCGCGAGUCUCUUGAUGGCAGGGUACCCUCGCCUCUUAUUGACGCAAACAUCUACGUCCAACAGAACAGAGAGCCAGUCGAAGGUGCCGUUAACAAUGGCCCGCAACUGCCAGCCCUAUUCAUCUACCUUCUCAACAUCCUCGCAAAGGCAAUCAUCCAGCAGUUUGCCAAUGAAGGCGGCGCGAAUCCCAAGUCCGCCGAGCCAGUCGGCAUCGUAACUGCCCAGAUCUUCUCCAACAAGGACUACCAGUGGCGUGGCGGCUCUAUGAUCGAUAUUCUCAUCGCUAAGUUCCGCGUGGCUUGCCCCGUGUUGUUCGGUUCUAGGGGGAGCGACAAGACCGAGAAUGGACGCAGGGCCAUUGGCUGGAAGAAGGAGAACGGCAACUGGAUCCCCGAGCAGGCACACAACGAUAGGAUGACGGGUCUCGGCGCCGGUUUCGCGGCCAUUGCGCUACGAGAUUUCAGCAAGGCAUCCAAGACGAACCCAUAUCCUCCCACCAACUACUGGAAGGCCAUGGCGCAGAUCGUCAACUCGCCCCCGCAGCUCGUGUCCAACACUCAAUACAUCGUGCUCAAGUCGAUGAUUGACGGCCACGAGCAGCGCUUUAUCAACUUUUACGGCAACGCAGCCAUCGCCGCCCUGCGCAUGGCUUUGGUCGAGUUUCCUAAAAGGGCCCCGCCCGGCGCUACCGCUGCUCAGGCGCUGCAGGUCCUGGCCGACGUCCUGAGACGAGACUCCGGACUAGAGGUGUCAUAG